UCGGGGCGUGCCUGUGUCUUGUACUCGUAGCUGCUACCGGAUAUCAGUCCCCGCUUACUGACCUCGCCGUGUAGUGAGCCACUCAGGCUGCGGGCCCCGGAGGUGUACGCCACCUGAACGCCACUCGUCAAGCCGCAAGUUCUGUUCGAUGUUCACCGCUACACUCGUUGUCAGCCUCCGUCACUCCCAGCCACCAGUCAGCCGCAAGAUCGUCCAUUUAAGAGCGUGUCGCUGAGCCUGUUCUGUAUUGUUUCUUCUCACUUGCUCGUCUGUGUCCUGCAUGUUCGCCUGCGCCAUAUGUCCCGUCUAGUAUACGCUCAGCUGAUUGUUGGAAUCAACGCAAGCCUAUGUGAUUCUACGUUGCUCGAGGCCACCUCUCGGUCUCAGCUCGCUUGCUUGUCAUUGGUUCCAGGGUCAAGCGCUGCAAGUGUAGCUGCCUCCAUUGGGCCGGCCGAUGUCAAAUGCCGCAACGUAGGCUGCGUCAAGGCGGGAGACGAAGCUAAUGCAAGGGUCAAGCGCUGAAAGGGUCAAGCGCCGCAAGCAGGGGCUGCCUCAACGAGGCCGCCGUCAAGCGCCGCAAGGUUGGCAGCCUCAAGUCGUGGCGGG
Messenger RNA from Fomitopsis serialis, 606 nucleotides. RefSeq lists its product as uncharacterized. The transcript has 5 exons. The record is from RefSeq and is a predicted model, not a curated record. The coding region runs from base 298 to 522 and encodes 74 amino acids. NCBI's taxonomy places the organism in Eukaryota, Fungi, Basidiomycota, Agaricomycetes, Polyporales, Fomitopsidaceae.